This is a messenger RNA of Akanthomyces muscarius, 2259 nucleotides long. RefSeq lists its product as uncharacterized. Bases 1 to 2259 code for a protein of 752 amino acids. The transcript has a single exon. The record is from RefSeq and is a predicted model, not a curated record. NCBI's taxonomy places the organism in Eukaryota, Fungi, Ascomycota, Sordariomycetes, Hypocreales, Cordycipitaceae.
AUGGUUGAUACAAGCAGUAGCGAGGAACACGACUUGUCGAGCGCUGAGUCCGAAAAUAUGCCUCCGAGCCGCCGAGAAGAAACUUCAACGGAAGAGGCUUUCGGCCAGAGACGCACUGGGGCCACGGCACCAACCGAACAGCCUAUCAGAUCUGCACCUAGAGCCACCGUACAAAUCCCGGUUCAAGUCCAUAUGACCGACGACGUACCGGCACAGUCCGACAAUAGAGGAGAAUCUCAGCGUGAUGACGCACCGAUCAUCACAGGACCGCACAGCAUCUUCUCGACCAAUGCACCUCUAGCCGAAAACGAAUUUCCCAGCAAUGCUCCCCCGCCGGCGAGCGCAAGCGCAGCCAGGUCUGCGCCAAAGCUUCUCAAGUCAGUGGAAAGCCUAGUCCAAGAGAUGCGUGGAAGGGCGCACUUUUCCAACUUCGAGGAGGUAGCCACGCCGAGUCGCAACGCGAGUACACCAAUCUUUCCGUCCUUGAAGCGCUUUAUCACUGCGCGCUUCGGUAAAGCAGAGGUUAUCGAUAAGAGUAUCAUUGAGUCAACAAAUGUCGUUGCCGGCGCGGCUUACGACUUGUUCUUCCCCGUCAAUUUGGUCGUGACAGACAGACGAGGAGUCGCGCUGCCUGGUCUGCCUGUUGAAGGUAUCCCUGACUCGCAGGGAUAUCCCCUUCUCUACGAAAUAUCUCCCAAAAGAAUAAUCCGCGCUCGUAGCUCGGGUGCGAUGUAUCCCGUUAGUAUCAGCAGAGGUCUCGCGACGAAGCUGGGCACUUAUCCUGACCCGGGCAUGCUUCGGGCUUGGUCUCAUAUGUUUCAGCUGGACGACGACAAGAGCGCGCAGUCCAUUCUGCUGGGCCGCGUUCUUGGUGCUUCAGCUGGAGACAACCACAUCGCCUUGCUGCUCAAAGCUUACUUUCUAUACUUUGACUCCGUAGCUGGGGCGCUAAAGGGUGUGACCAUGGCUCGAAACCCCCAGCCUGCGGUGGGUACUGUCAUCAACGUCAACACGCAACCCGGGUGGGCGGCGCAUGUGAUGGAUUCAGGCGCCGAAAUCGUCAACGUCCUGGGCGGCACGAGCGACUAUCAGGAGUUUUGGGCGUACUGUUGCUUUAACCAAGCUCCCAUCUCCGCAACCAAGACGUCGCUCGAAUCGAUUGCUGGCACCGCGACACAGUUCAGCCAGUACAAUCUAGACCAGAGAUUUAGCAUGGUCUGCCUUUGUGACGUGGACGCGUAUUCCAUUGAACGUGAUCCUUUGUUCUUUGGCAAGCCGGAGCUGGUCUUGAACUACAUCGAGAUGUAUGUGCAAAAGUUUGGUCUGCAGGAACAAGCCAACGAGGCGCUUCAGAUCGCCAUGCUUUGGCCUAGCCUGCUAGUCGCCGGUGCGACUAUUUCGUUGCCCAAACCACUCCAUACCGCCGACUGGCUUGGUGCCGAGGUGGAGCGUACAUCAACUGAGACUGGGUACGGCCAACUCACCGCGUGUGGGCCAUUCAUGGCACUGGCUUCGACGCUCGCUAGUGCAUGGGCAAUGCAGUCGCAGAUGUAUGACUUUGUGACGCUGCUCGCGGCCGGACGUAGCACGUGGGCGCUUUCGGCUAACACGGUUGCGUCCGCAACGGCCUGGCUCUCCGCCAACCUUGCGGCGCCAGGACUCGGGUGGGAAUUUCUGUUCAACUCACAGUUCAGUACAUCGGCCUCGUUUUUGUAUCUUACUGGCUUGUCAGUCGAUGUCGUGCGAUGGGACACGCUACUACAGCCCUUCACGUGGAAAGAAAGCCACUUCCCCGCUCACCUACGACUUUUACAGCCAUACUGGGUGGAGUCUUCCGUCUGUUGCUGUCUGCCGUGGGAAUCAGAGUGGCUUCCGAAGGUGAGUGUGAGCGGCGCCUUUGCGACAGCAAACCCGUCCACCAUCAUGCGACUGCUUCGUCUCGGCUUGCUCGACACAUCCGCGGAAGGUCUCGAACGAUCAGCUACCAGCCACGGCAUUUUCCCAAUCUUGGAGCGGCCCGGGGAUGAGACCAUUGCUAUCAGUCCAGAGAGUACGAUGAUGCUCUAUGUCCUUUUGCAGCAUGGUGUAAGAGUACAAGCACGCUUUGCCAGUUCCGCAGUUACGCCAGCGGUGGAACUUUUCGCGCGCGGCGAUCCUCUCGACGCAGAUGCUACAAGGAAAAGCUGGUCUCUCGGCGCUGCAGCGAAGACGAAGGCAUCAGGCAAAGGCUCACGCGGGAGGGUGACCAUCGCGGGCUAA